ACUGAUAAACACAAAACAGGAAAAACUAACAAAAAACACUAAGACAACUGGAGAGAGUGAAGUAAAUAGAUGUACUUGAGUUUUUUUAAUUUAACAGUCAAUUAGUUGUUUAAAUCAUUAAAUAAAUAAAUAUUUACAGUAAUCAUUUAUUUUCCAUACCUUCCUUACAUUUUUAUGAAUCUUGUGUGUUAAUAUCACUACCUCAAAUAGCAUAUUUUUUAAUUAUUUCAGCCAACUAAAAGGCUAGAGUAUUCAGAUGUUCAGAUAAAGGCCAUCUAUGCUGGAUGAACACUAAAGAGCUGAAUAAAGAAACUGAAGUUUCUUUUAAUUAAAUCCUAGUUUGAAAUCAAACAAAAGUUCACAGUAACAAUUGCGCUACAGAAGACCAAAAGUUAACACUUUUCAAUUCUCAUACACUUACUGUAGAGCUAUAUUCCUCUGGGCUCGUCCACAGCUGUUUAGCCCAUCUAAAAUUAACCUCGCUCUCUACUGGACUCUAGUUCCCGAAGCCUUUUUAUGGUCUGAGUGUGCCAUCAGACCUGUAAGGAGAGAGAGAGAGCACAUCUAGGGACCAGGUCAGUCGAUUAAAAUCACAUCGAUUACUCUGUAGAAAUUAUUUAAAACUUCAUGGGAAGUAAUAAGCUUAUGUCUCUGUCCAAGAUCACCCCAAGCCUUUUCCUGAGUGGAGCCGAUGCCCCUCUCAAUCGAGCCCUCAUGACUCGUAAGGGCAUUACCCUCAUUGUAAAUGCCACCCUGUCCCACAGCUGCCCGACAUACCCAGGAGUCGAGUGUGUACGUGUGGCUGUACCUGAUCUUCCCUCUGCACGACUGAGUGAGCACUUUGAACGAGUGGCAGCCCGCAUUCAUAAUAACCAAGCAGGUGGAACAUUGGUGCACUGUGCAGCAGGCAUGAGUCGUUCCCCGGCUCUCGUCAUGGCCUACCUCAUGAAGUACAAAGGAGUGACACUGUGCCAGGCACACAACUGGGUGAGGCAGAGCCGACCCUCGAUUCGCCUCAAUGCAGGAUUCUGGGACCAGCUUCUGGACUAUGAAAAGAGACUUUAUGGGAAGAAUACAGUGAAAGUUGCAGCUCCAGUAGAAGUGCCUAAGAUGCCCAAAAUGAUGCCCAGACACAGUCUGAGAGAGUGUCCAAAAUCGCCAAGGCUGAGCUGGUUUAGACGAUAGGACUGUAAUUUUAUUUUACACUUGUCUGAGUGGCAGUGCCUUCACAUUUUGUAAACAUUUGCUUAUAUAUAGCACUUAAUGAAAUGUUGUGAGGAUAUAUUGUGAUAUUUUACCCAGCUUAUAUUGCUGUUAUAACUUAUAAGCACUUUAAAGAAAAGUGAUGAAAAACAUCACUUCAGCAUGGAGUCGACUCUGAGUCAAAUGACUCGACUACCUGGAAAGAACGUCAUCCAUAAACUUUUUCUAGUAAAUAAUGAAAGCCAAAUAAAUCUACAUCACUGAUACAGUUAA
Tachysurus fulvidraco (yellow catfish) is the source of this 1476-nucleotide messenger RNA. Its product is annotated as dual specificity protein phosphatase 14. The transcript is spliced from 2 exons. Bases 628 to 1185 code for a protein of 185 amino acids. The record is from RefSeq and is a predicted model, not a curated record. NCBI's taxonomy places the organism in Eukaryota, Metazoa, Chordata, Actinopteri, Siluriformes, Bagridae. Gene Ontology annotation, molecular function: MAP kinase tyrosine/serine/threonine phosphatase activity. Gene Ontology annotation, cellular component: cytoplasm. Gene Ontology annotation, biological process: protein dephosphorylation.